This is a messenger RNA of Cherax quadricarinatus, 1031 nucleotides long. RefSeq names its product crustacean calcium-binding protein 23. Gene Ontology annotation, cellular component: vesicle. Lineage: Eukaryota; Metazoa; Arthropoda; Malacostraca; Decapoda; Parastacidae. The record is from RefSeq and is a predicted model, not a curated record. Gene Ontology annotation, molecular function: calcium ion binding.
GUGUGUGUGUGUGUGUGUGUGUGUGUGUGUGUGUGUGUGUGUGUGGGAGGAGACCGGAGUCUUCCUGAGCAAGAUAGCAGCCAUCCCGGCCUCAGUCCCUGGCUUCCUCUCUCCCUAACACCACCAGCACCACCACCACCAAUAACAUCAACCAGACAUGUCGCAGGAAGCCAAGCUGAAGGAGGCAGCCAAGGAGAGUCUUAAGCAGAGCACAGACCCACUGGAGAAGCUCCGUAAUCACUGCCUAACUCAAGGCUACGCCGGCAUUCUCUCCCUCGGAAAGCUGUUCCGUCGGCUGGACAAGGACAGAUCCUGGACUCUCUCUAAGGACGAGCUGAGCGCUGGGGUGAGCCAAUUCGGCCUCGACCUCUCCGAGGCGGACAUCAACAAGCUCUUCUCAGGUUUCGAGAAAGAUGGUCAGUCUGGCAUCAACUACGAGGAGUUCCUGGAUGCCUUGAGGCCUGAGAUGAGUGAGCCAAGGAAGGCAGCUGUAAUGGCAGUAUUCAAGCAUCUAGACAAGACUGGUGACGGCGUGGUCAGCAUAGAGGACCUCAAGGGCGUCUACUCUGCAAAGAACCAUCCCAAAGUGAAGAAAGGAGAGAUUACGGAGGAGGAAGUGCUCAAGAAGUUCCUCGGCAUCUUUGAGACAAACACCUCCGUUGACGGCAAGAUAACUAAGCAAGAGUUCUUGGACUAUUAUUCCGGUCUGAGCAAGGCCAUCGACGAGGACGAGUACUUCAUCACUGUGGUGAACAUGAGCUGGGGACUGUAAUACUCUUGCUGCCUUCCUUCCCCCAUCAAUACCCCUUCCUUCCCCGCGGUGCUGCAGGACUCCAGUGAUGGGAUGCUGAAGGACUCAUGACGCUGCAAGAAUCCAUUGAUGGGAUGCUGAAGGACUCAUGGUGCUUUAAAACAGUACUGGAGUCGUAGUCUUAGUGCUGUGGGACUCUUGGUGUGCUGAAACACUUCAUAAUGCAGGUCUUCUACUUGAAUAAUACACCAGUGGCUUAUAAUAAACACGGUUUGGACAA